CAAGUCCAAUCCUGGGGGAAAGUCUAGCUGGAAAUGUUCCGGAGUCGAUUGCAAACGCCUAUUGGUCGAGAUGUCUACGCAUGUUUCCAUGCCUUGGUCCCUUCGCAAAAGGAACAGGAAACACAGUCUGAAAGGGGAAUAAACGCUUGCGGAGUCUCGAGAUAUCUAUCACCGGCCAUUUUCCUCCGUGAUGGCGAAAUUCCUGGGCUCAUUUCACUAGCAAGAUUGCCUGUUUCUACUCAGGCUCUUUUGUUUUCCCUCUCUGUGGUGUGCGGCUCAUGCGAGACACGGGAACGGGGUAACAUUGGAGUUGCAGCAAUCAGUCAAACACCAUUUGUGGCGGCCUUGAAUGCGGCAUAGCACUCGACUUUGAGAAAAGACUGAAGUCAACCAGCGCCUCUAUGAUCCGUGUUCCAUCAGAUCAGAGACGUAACUACCAAGAGCCUGAUCCUAGGCUUGGAACGGCUUAACUUGAGCUGCUGUUGAAUGUGAUGUGAUGUCGCUUGUGCAGCCUGUGCUUCGUCUUAGGCUGUAAAUAAUGCCAGUUAGCCUACACCACACUACACUUCAAUGCACCCCCGGCUCUCCGGACCCGAGCAGUCGGUUCUGUCCGUGAUGUGCCUGGGCUGGGCUGUUCUCGGGGUCGCAUCAGGCUGGCAGAAAGUUCUGUCCUCCUGCUGUGAUCUGUCAGGUCAGGCUGAGGGGAAUGGAAGCUGCCGAAGGGGGUGUAUGGAUAUGGAGAAGAGUUUCCGGGAAUACGAGCGAGUGCGUUUUGCAGUUUCCGGGCUGUCAAGUGCGCUUCAUCCCUUUUCUUGUCUUCCUUUCUGACUGCUCAAGUCGAGUUGGAAUCGAAGUCUCUUGCACAAGCGUCGAACGCAACUGGGGUUCCUCUCCCGGCAACUUACACACAAGCCAAGAAUCUUCGGACUUUGGUAUCUUUUCCGUGGCUGGGGGGCUGGGUCCAUUGGUCCAUGACCCACGGAUGCUCUUGGGCUUGAGCCUUUGCCGACGGGUACAUGAGUGAAAAUCACAUUGGAAGCUUCGCUCUUGGGGGCAUUUUUUCAUUGUUGAUUAACAAGGAUCAUCAACGAUGUGUCCCUGGGUAUGAAUAAGUUUGGGUCUGUCAAGGGUAUGAACAUGACAAGGGCAUCAACAACUUGACAUGGACAUGGAUCCUGCGGUAGGAGGAGAGACUAGAGAGAGGCAUGGGUCUGUCUGUCUACUGGACCUUUAUUAACCUAGUGAGGACCGAAUGAUUUAGGCAUGGAUGGGGUAUAGGCGUGUGAUAGGAAAUUGAACGACACUCCCUCUCCCAGUCCCUCUAUCGUCAUUCACUUAUUCAUCUUGUCUUCUCUCCCAUUGUUUGUUAUAUUUAUUAUCCUUCACCUGCCCCUCAGUGUUUACUUUGUCUUUUCGAGCCUAUUCCGACAUUCAGAACAGAGAAAGAAGGAUUCAUUGUAAUAUUUUGUGUAUCUUUAACCGAACCACAGGUCAUUUGAUUCUACUCAACUCUACUCAUCUACUUGCUUUACGCCCAACUCAAAAGUUCAUCACCAUCGACAUCUACCACUCUCUACCACGACAAUUGACGGUCUUUUGAACGUUGGUUUCGCAGCGCAUUAUCGCCGCGCGUGUCGCCUGGGGUUUGCGACUACAGCCACAAUAUUAUCUGGCACUCCGAUCCUCAUACGUUUCUUGCAACAUGUCUUCUCAUACAGUGUAUGCCCCGCCAUCACCGACGUCUCGCACCUUUCACAACUUCGAGCAACUCCCCGCAGAACUACGUGUCAAGAUCUGGAAUUAUAACCUCCCUCCUGCGCGCCUCGUGCCCAUGCAAUGCGGUUCCUCAUGGUCCGGCUCCUCAAGCUCCUUCUCAUGGUCAGGAUGUACCUCUUCAGCAAUUAUUCCCGCCAACCUCCACGCAUGCGCCGAGUCGCGCAGUGAAGCUCUGAAGUACUACGGACUCGGUUUUGGUUUUGCUCGUGGUCCUGGUCAGGUCUUCCUCGAUCCCGAUCGCGAUAUUCUCUACUUUGGACCUCGCGAUGGUUACAUGGCCGCAGACUCUCAGUUUCAAACCUGCAUGUCAAUGUGCGAUCCUGAAGAACUCGCUCUUGUGCGCCGCCUUGCUAUCAACGAUGCUCUAUUUUGGGUUGACACAACCUAUCGCUCCAUGACUGCCGCCAGUCUCACAGUCGAGUUGCUGCGUCGCAUUCAGUCGCGUAUGCCGGGACUUGAGGAGCUCAUAUUCGUUCCUCGCGCAGAGGAAACACCAGAGUCUCUAUCCUACAUAGAGCCAACCAUGGUCUAUGUCCGCAUGGCCCAACAGAUUGAAGUCGCUAUUCAAACUCUACGGCAACAAACCCCCGACUGGACACCACCCAAGUGGAGGAUUCUACCGCUGAGCGCUUUCCAAAGCGUCGGUGCUGCUUGAGAACAGACGUUCUUACUGAACAAGCUAAGAUGCUUUUACUCAUACCAGAUUUAGCCACUGAGCACAAGACCCUGCAGAAAGCAGAGAGCGUGGGGACGUUGAAAGGCUUAGGCUUCCUUUCACCAAUGAAAUACAAACGCUGAGCCUCCACGACACCCUCUCCUCCAAGUGCCGCAACCACCCACCAACAGGCUGGGUGAGGUUAUUUAAGAGACGCCAAUAUGGGCGUCAUCAGUCGUUUUCACACAUGCCCAGCUCGGCUCGGCAUCUCAUCUGCUUAUAGGCGAAGACAGCGACUGCUUUUACUUUAUACCCAUAUUCAUUUUCACAUUUUGGACAAGUGCUUCGGGCGGGAAAAACAGCACCGCUAACCAAUUCCACAUUGUCUUCAUUCUGGAAGUUACAUAGGAUUUCAUCAUCGGUACUGUGACUUAUCAGGUCACAAAAAGGACAUUUGGAAAGGAUCCAGUUCAUAGAGGGGGGCUUGCGGACGAUAUUUGGAAAGACUCGCGGCGUCAUUCGUGUCAGACUUCAACGGUGGGAUUCAACUCAAAUGCUGCCCGCGUCAUGUUUUUGUGUUAUAAUAUUCGUACAAAAGCUAUGCUACAAAACGAUGAGGCAAUCCAACGCCAGUCCAAUAAUGCAUGUAUAACAACACAUCUAUCAUAUCCUUCCACAUUCGUGAUUCGUUCAUUCGUUCGUUUAACGCAGAUGCAAUGCCUCCGUCUCUAGGUACUAAUGCUUACUCGCAGCCUCUUCCGCGGUACCGUAUACCCAUCCAUAUCCGCUGUGGCGGCGACUCCUUCCGGUGCCGUAUCGUGUUGCCGAGUGACGGCAUGAUGUUGCGCGGUGUUACCCCGACACGGCCGGAACCCGUCUAUUUUGCCUCGUCACCACCAGUGCCCAUGCCGAUGCCCUUCCGCCUGCCCCUGACAAGUGCCUCGAGUGCCUUUCCCAUGGCCGGCAGAUCGCCGAGCAUUGUGAUGUGGCCGCGCUCGGUACAGACACGACCGCCGCGAGCGAUAGAGUAGCCUUCCGGAAGCAUGGCUUCCUUGGCCAAGACAACGCCAUCACCUGGUCGGAAGAGAAGAUCGUCGUAGGCAUCAGAAUAGCAUAUACCCUCACGGCCAGUGACCUGGGCUGCGUACACCGUGGGAAUACUUUUGCCGUAUAACACAGCGUGAGGAGGAUAGGCGUUGGCUUCCUGGUGCCUUGGCAAGUGGGCCAAUUCUGAGCGAAACUUGCGAGUCGCUGCGAGUGUUCGGGUGAGAUAAUCCAAGUAACGCUUACGCUGCAGAUCCGAAGGCUUUGAUUCUUCCACAUUUGCACCACUUCCAUUGAGCUGGGGUGCGAUAGGGUUGUGAUCUCGGGCAGCCGCCGUUGGUGAAGGUGGCCAUUUCUCGCUCUUACUGUCAGCACGAGUCCGAAGAGAGUUUGGGAGGAAGGACGAGAAGGAAGAUGACUGAGGACGGUUGCGAGGCGGCAAAGCCGGCUGCAUACACGGGCUCAGAUGCCACCUGAUCCAUUCCUGAGGAUCGUAAAAGUCGAUGGGAUACUCUUCUCCCGUAUUCUUAUCCACAAAACAAAAACCAUCCUCAGGCAGAAAGACGAAGGACGUCCGCAUGCUGAAAUUGACGCUUGCUGUGAGAAGCUUCUCAUUCAGGAGGACUACAUCACCGUGGCGAAGAGGGUUCAGGAUAUUGACGCAACGUUGCGGUGUGCCGCAGUACAAGACCCCUGAGAAGAGAUCAGGUCUCUGGUUGACAGCAUGCCGUGUGAUGAUACCACCCAAACUGUGAGAUAUGACAAGAGCUCCACGAGAUCCAGCCGGUGUCCCUCCUUGGUUUGAAGGGAGUUUUUGGAGAUAUUCUUGUAAUUUACGAGACAGUAAAUGCGGGCUCAGGCGCCAGUCAUAACCAUAGUCCCAAAUUCGCAGCUUUCCCGAUCGAGCAUUAUCGCACGAGCGCAGUCUCUUGAUAAACUUUCGAGAGACGUCGACGGGGCCGAUGUGUUUCAGCAUACCGUCAGGCUUAAUAGUUUCUUCCAUUCUUUCCUCGUCCUCAUCCUCUAAGCCAACUUCGAGAUUGACCUUUCGCAUGUUGAGGCCGAGUUUCACAGGGGCCCAGACCUGUUGGUGAGGUGGCUCGGCAGAUCGUAAGACGGAACCACGGUAUCCGCCCAUAAUCACCAAGUCCCCAGUCAGAGACUCCAGGACGCGAUCGAGAACAGCAGAUCCAUCCUUUGAGCUGACAUCGAAGUCCUUGGGGGGCUGAGCGCGAGUUGGUGACGGUUCGGGUGAGUGGAAUGCACCGAGUGAAUGAGUUGACUUCCGUGCUUGGCUGUAAAGCUUGGGCAGGCUAGGCAUCUUGAAGUUUGGAACGUCAGGAAGGCUGUCUUUCAAGGCCAUGAACCGAAUAUUGACCAUUUCACGAACAUCCUGGAAUUGUUCGUCGUCACCGAGAGAAGAAGUGCGAGAAAGACUGUGAUAUAAGUGACUCUCAUCAGAAGUGACCCGUCGAAGAACCCUGGGUCGUACAGACGCAGAGGCUGCGUUAGGACCCCGAGGAGCAGAAGCGAGUCCUCGAGCCUGUUGCGGAGACGGACUAGGCCUCACUUGAGAGACACCAAGCGCAUCAGAAGGAAUAUGAGGCGAAUGCAGGCGGGCUGCUGGUGAUGAGUGACUCGAGACACCUGACGUACUGGCACUUGCUUUGUCGUGUGAGCUGGAAAAGAACGAGUUUGACAUCGAGGGUAACAGAUGCGUCGGAGGGCUAAGAGAAGGCCAUGCUUUCUGCAGUCUCCUUAGUGCUUCUUGGCCUGCCGACCUGGAACGAUUUCGAGCUGGAGCUAAGGCAUUUCCCAGAAUACUUCCUGAUGGUCUGCUUGUGGAACCUUUGGUUGUAGGCUUCGGCUGAGCCUGCCAGGGUGAAGGCAAAGCAUUUCGGUACUGCUGAAUGGGCGAUACUUUUGCGGGUGGUCUCUCUGGGGUAGCAAUCUGUGGUACCUGGGGUGUUGUCUCGGGCGAAGAUGAAAGAUCAGGGCUUGUGUCACCGUGUUUAUCGAUGGGCACAUCGAACAAUCCGGCUCGACUCUUGUCCAGUGCUAAGGCUUUCUCGAUGGCCGGCGUGUUUUGUGAGGUCAAAUGUCUAGCAGCAUCACUAAGAGCAGGUUGCAAUAUUGCCUCAGCCUCAUCUUGAUUGCAAAUGAUUGAGUCAUCAUCAUCCUGAAUAUCUGGACUUGGAAUAUCAGGUAGAGGUUCAUUCGGCGGUUUCGUUGCCAUGGCUCACUUAAUUGAGCCCAGUUACAACCCCCAGCCUGACACAACCAGAAGACAAGAACGGGAGUUUGGGUUGAACGGCGGGCUUUGUGAAAAGGACCGAGGUCUGUGUGUAUGUUGAACAGGCGACUUAGCCGGCAAGACGCGACACUAGGAGAAGAGGUUAUUUAAGGAAGGUAAAGCGAAGGAUUAUCAGGCAUGGCAGCUGUGCGGUUCUUGUUUGUUCCUCGGCCUAAAACAAAUCACGGAGACGGAGAAGACAGACGGUGGAGCUAGGCCAGAGAGAGAUCAGAAAGGAAUCACUCAAUCUGUCCAGCAAUGCGGCUGUGUGUGCUGAUCCGGGAAGGCCGGGUGUGGAUGGAUCCACGAUUGAUGGUUGGUGUUUAGGUAUAUGCCGUUUGUUCUCUUUCGUUCUCGUAUUGACUGUUUCGGGCGGGUGAGCGCAACGUUGCUUAUGAAGUAUUAUUGUCUUUAAAAGAAAGAAGGAAGUCGGCUUUUGAAGUAUCGAUUACGGAUAGUCCUAGUGGAAGCUCCCAAGCAUUGGCCCUGAUCGUCGUUGAUUUAAUGAGGUCAUGGUGUAAUGGGAUUAAAUAAACCGCGGAUUCUGGACCAAUUACGGGCCGACAAGCUGUUUUCUGGGGAAUUGAUCAACAGGUCAUAGGGCGAAGUGAAGGCUGAGGCUGAUGAUGAUCAAUUGUGUAAUCGUAGGUUGUCGUAGGUCGUCGUUAUUGAUGCUAGGGAUAGGUAAUGAUACGCCUAGAACUGAUCAACUUUUGGUGUUAUACAUAUCUUUAGUCUCUUACAAC
This is a messenger RNA of Fusarium odoratissimum NRRL 54006, 6514 nucleotides long. RefSeq lists its product as uncharacterized. The coding region runs from base 1703 to 2431 and encodes 242 amino acids. Lineage: Eukaryota; Fungi; Ascomycota; Sordariomycetes; Hypocreales; Nectriaceae. The record is from RefSeq and is a predicted model, not a curated record. The transcript has 2 exons.